AUGAAGGGAGUACUGCAGAAGCCUCUAGAACCUCCUCAGCGUGGGUCCAAAAGAAACCAAACCGAAUCAAGCCGAUUAUCUGCCGGAUCGAAUUUCCGAGGGAUGGCAACCGGUAGCGAAGCUGGAAAGCCCGCGGAGGUCGUGCUGGAGUGGCCUAAGCAGGACAAAAAGAGGAUGCUGCAUGCUGUUUACCGUGUGGGAGAUCUGGACCGUACCAUUAAGUGUUACACAGAAUGCUUUGGGAUGAAGCUGUUGAGGAAAAGAGAUGUUCCUGAAGAGAAGUACACCAAUGCGUUUCUUGGGUUUGGACCUGAGGACACUAAUUUUGCACUUGAGCUGACUUACAAUUAUGGUGUUGACAAGUAUGACAUUGGAGCGGGCUUUGGACAUUUUGCCAUCGCAAAUGAGGAUGUGUACAAGCUGGCUGAGACAAUUAAAUCAUCUUCUUGUUGUAAGAUCACUCGUGAACCUGGUCCUGUCAAGGGAGGGUCCACUGUGAUUGCCUUUGCACAAGACCCAGAUGGUUACAUGUUCGAGCUUAUCCAGAGGGGUCCGACGCCUGAGCCUCUCUGUCAAGUUAUGCUUCGUGUUGGUGACCUUGAUCGGUCUAUCAUGUUCUACGAGAAGGCCCUUGGGAUGAAGCUUCUGAGGAAAAAAGAUGUGCCUCAGUACAAGUACACAAUUGCCAUGAUGGGCUAUGCCGAGGAGGAUAAGACCACUGUUCUGGAGUUGACAUACAACUAUGGUGUCACAGAAUAUAACAAGGGCAAUGCAUAUGCUCAGGUUGCUAUUGGCACUGACGAUGUGUACAAGAGUGCUGAAGCAGUUGAGCUGGUUACCAAAGAACUAGGUGGAAAGAUUCUACGGCAGCCUGGGCCACUACCGGGGCUGAACACGAAGAUCACCUCUUUCCUUGACCCCGAUGGCUGGAAAGUGGUUCUGGUGGAUCAUGCGGACUUCCUCAAGGAACUCCACUAA
Triticum turgidum subsp. durum (durum wheat) is the source of this 978-nucleotide messenger RNA. Lineage: Eukaryota; Viridiplantae; Streptophyta; Magnoliopsida; Poales; Poaceae. The record is from the annotation of a GenBank genome assembly.